CGACACUUAGCCUAUUUUCAUCGGCGCAUGCGGCUUUCAGCAACAUGGCGGCCAAGGUACAGCUGUUUUGCUUGGACACCUUUCCUACUCAGCUAAACCCUUUACAUGUUCUUGUUUCCAAGUAUCAGUUCAGCCAUUUAUUUCCGAACAAUGACGAGUCCACCUGCGUGUUUUUGUUGUCGGCACGGAGACGGCAUUCUUCUUCCAGGGUAGAUAUUUUGCUCUGUGCGCACCUUACGACAGAAGAAGAGAUACCGGAGUGCAGACCAAUCGCAGAUACGUCUCUGAAGCUGUACACAAGCAAAACCUUCCACCGACAUUAUGGAUUUCCUCUGGAUGCAGCGGGAACCGUGCGUUUAACAUCACCGGUAGGGCUGAGUAAAGUUAUGAUAGGUGCACGAAGCCGACAGACUUUCAAAUGGGCGAGUUCCGAUAAGUUCUCGAAUGGAUUGCUAAUACUGGCGUCUUGUCAGAAACAAACUCUUCUCGUCAGACAAGGCGACGUACUGUUAAUACCCUAUCAUCCACUGUUCGGUGAAGAUAUUGCACAGGUGCACCAGCAUCUUUUUGACUUGGUUGUGUUGGAAUGCGCGCCUGUGGCCCAGGGAGUCAUCACAAUAACUACCAGUGUGUUGGUUACUGACUGCAGGGAUCUGGCGCAGUAUCCAGGCGCACUGGAACUAUGCAACAACACGACUGCAACUAUGACCAGAACUAUAACCUCACUGUACGUUUCGGAUUUCGCACAUUAUGCUAAUAGCCUCAGCGGCAGUUCCUUGUUAGAUAAUAAGCAAUUGCUGAAUACGGGAUUCUCGGCCGUUCUCCAAGCAUUGGAAUGCAGGAUUGAUGUUAGAGUUGUCGAUAUUACUAGCCUGACCAGGCAAGGGAGAAUCAGACCAAAAGUAGAUGUGGAAUCUGCCGUAGACGUGGAUGGUUCAAUUUUCAUGAGCAAGAAUUUACUGCUAAAAUUGGGACUGUUCAACCAGGAGUGGGUUGUGGUUUCAGCGCUAGGCCUCCUUACUGAUAAAAGUAAAACCUGCGGCAGAAGUGAGGUCCCACAGAGUCCUGGUGCCGGGGAAGAGACGCGGAGCAGGGGGUGUGCUCACCUCGCGGCCGUAGUUGUCGCCGACUUCGUGAAAUCCCCAGAUCUAGAUCUUCAAGACAACGUGGGCUACGUUUCCCCCGCGCUGUGGUUCAACCUGUCCAACGGAGAGCCAGUGCCUGUCCAUAGCCGAGUGGUGAAGAUAAAGAGGCGCAACGAGCCACUUCCUCCCCCCGUGACGGCGCUUUCAGAAAGUCAGUCGCGCACCGCAUCACCACCUUUCGCCAAAGAGCUCCACCUAGACAGGAUUGCCUCUCCGGACUACAACUGUCAUGGCGUCUUCGACAAUGUUCUCUCUGAACACUUUGGCACUCCGAGGUUGGUGCAGCAGGGAGAUGUGCUAUGUGUUCCCACGGACGGGCACCCUGAGGUCUUAUCCAGCAACACAGAACGAUUCACCAGGUGGCCAGUUCUGUGCUUUAAAGUGAAGAAGGUGUGCGGUAGCACCGGGGAGCUGGCUGGCUUGGGUCCUACCGGGUUCCUGGCAGAUAGAGACCACACCUCUCUGUACAUGGGGGGUUCAGUGAACAGCCCCGCACCGCAUUCCUGUCUGGGUGAUGCUCCCUCCUUCUGGACCAGCCUAUCUCCUCCUGGGCUCUCCAGCACAGUAGAACUGCUAACGUCCACCAUGCAGCCGUACAUGAGCACGAGCUCCUCUGCUCUGACAGGCAUCUGCAGCGUCCUGCUAUCGGCCCCCCGAGGGAGUGGAAAAGCCACGAUUCUCAGAGCGGCGUGUCGGAGAUUACACCUGCACCUGCUGCAGGUGGAUUGCGUCUCUCUCUGCGCAGACACGCCAGCUGCCUGCGAGGUGAAGAUGCAGACAGCCUUCUCUCGGGCGCAGCUGCACACGCCCUGCGUGCUGUUGCUUAGGAACCUGCAGCUGCUGGGCCGGUUGCAGGGCGGAGCCGAGCCAGACCCCAGAGUGCUCUCCACCCUCUGCCAGCUUAUCGCCAGCGCCCCCCAAAGUGUUACCGUAGUAGCCACAGUGUGUGAUGCCCAGGAGCUGUCCCCGGAUGUGAUGGCAGCAUUUGUCCACCAGAUGGUGGUGGAGAGCCCCACAGAUGAGCAGAGGAGGGCGAUGCUGGCCAGCCUGAGUGCAGGACUGCCCCUGAGCAAAGCCCUGAGCCUGGGCCACCUGGCCAAACAGACUGCAGGGUUUCUUUUAGGUGACUUGUGUGCAUUAGUGACGUUAGCUGGCAAGGUGGCCCGCAGAAGGGUUCUGAGUUUAUGUUUCCCGGGAGGGGCGACUGUGGGACAGGAGAGGGACCUGUGCUCUUUUGGGGUGACCGUCCUGUUGCAGGAUUUCACCAGCGCUCUGGAGCAGCUGCAGAAGACCCACGCCCAGGCCAUCGGCGCCCCCAAGGUGCCCUUGGUCAGGUGGCAGGAUGUGGGCGGGCUGCAGCAGGUGAAGCAGGAGAUCCUGGACACCAUCCAGCUGCCCCUGGAGCACCCGGAACUGCUGUCCCUGGGGCUGCGGCGGUCCGGCCUCCUCCUGUACGGCCCCCCCGGCACCGGCAAGACCCUCCUGGCCAAGGCUGUGGCCACAGAAUGCGCCAUGACCUUCCUCAGUGUUAAAGGUCCAGAACUCAUCAACAUGUAUGUUGGACAAAGUGAGGAGAAUGUCCGAGAAGUGUUCAGUAAAGCUCGAGCUGCGUCUCCCUGCAUCAUCUUCUUUGAUGAGCUGGACUCCCUGGCGCCCAAUAGGGGGCGCAGUGGGGACUCUGGAGGAGUGAUGGACCGGGUGGUUUCGCAGCUCCUAGCUGAACUGGAUGGACUGCACUCAUCUGGGGAUGUGUUUGUGAUUGGAGCAACCAACCGUCCAGAUCUGCUCGACCAAUCUCUGCUCAGACCUGGCAGGUUUGAUAAACUGGUCUAUGUUGGGAUCACUGAAGACAAGGAGUCUCAGCUACAGGUCCUGAAGGCUAUUGUGAGAAAGUUCCAGGUGGAUCCGAGCGUGAGCCUCUCGGCUGUGGUAGAGCGCUGUCCUGCUCAGCUGACUGGAGCUGACCUCUACGCCCUGUGCUCAGAUGCCAUGACGACCGCCAUUAAGCGCAAAAUUCACAGCAUUGGCGAAGGUUUGGACACAGAGAUAUCUGCGCUAACGUUAACGGCUGAGGAUUUUGCGGAGGCACUGGAGAGACUGCAGCCAUCCGUCUCGGACCAAGACCUUGCCAAGUACAAGCUCAUUCAGCAAAAGUUCACCACAAAAUAGGGCCACCUCCUCAAAAUACAACCCCUUUCAAACCCUGCCAAUCACAAGGCUGUGCUGGGCCACUCUACACCAAUCAUAGGCCAGUGCUGGGACAGUCUACACCAAUCCUUUGCAUGGAAACAGAGGCACUGUUAAUCCCGGAGGGUGUCCAUGUGGACCGCCCUAGUGUCUCUGACAGUACCGUGUGCAGUACAAGCAAAAAAAUGUCAUUUAACAACCAUGAGGUACAGCAAAACUGCAUCUUUUACUCAACAAAUGAAAUAUGAUAUUCAUAAAGGUGAAGGUCACCGGUGACUGUUGCUGUUUCCCUGAUGUAAUAAAAUAAAAUAAAAUACAAACAGUGAGGAAUAAUAGAAAGAAAAUUCCUAAACUGGACAUUUUAACCAGAUAUAUAAAAACAGAUCUUAAUCUCAAACAGAAGGAACACAUUCAGUAGUAGUUGAGUAGACUUGUUCCAUUAAACAACACCAUUAACUCUUAACUGUAUGAUUGGUAAGAUUCUUUGAAAACUCCAAAUGACAACCUGGAUUUUAGCCAAGUUAAGUUUAAUCUACAAACGAUUGUUUGCCUACAAACACGGUCACAAUAUUGGCGUGCCACCUAUGCAGUAAAUCAUUGGAAGAAUCCAUUUUACUCAGUUUUACUCAAAUUUACAUUGGUAUUUGUAAGGAUUAUUUUCUUUAAUCUUUGUAUACUGACUGUUAAAAAUUUACUUCAUGGUUAUAGCCAGUAAUAAGUAUGCAUUGAUAUGAAAGCUGGUGGCUUAAAAGAUCUGUUUUAUGGCCUUAAUUGGCUCUCGAGCCUGAGCAAGUGGGUGAUGGGUUCUGAAGUUUUAACUGCUGUUAGUUGUUCUUACAAGAUCCUGGAUGUCUGUUUCAGUUUCCUUAAUGCAGCGCUGUUGUAAUUUAGGAUUGCUGAAGUGUGUACUUUGCUUAUUGGCUGGACUCUGCUAUCAGUGGCCAGUGCUAAUGAGAAAUAUUUUGCCCCAAACUGGCAUUUUCUGGUUGGGCUGAUGGUUCGUUUGGGGAAACUGGUCUUGGCAUAAGCUGUUUAAUGUAGAAGCUGCCUGUUGGUUUAUCACCACCCUGCACUUUUGGAGUGCCACUGUUUUACUUCCUCAAGCUCAGUUAUUCUAAACAUCAGGCGCUGUACCAGAAAUAAAUCACCAGAGACGGGGCUAUCGAUUAUGUUAUUAAACUAAAUGUUGGCACAGAAUGUAAAUAAUUUACAGUCACACUCUUUGUAAUAUAAUGAAUCAUAAUAAAUGUGUAUUUAAGAGAUGAUGUACACGUUACUGUGUAUGAAUAAAAUGAUUAAUUUGUG
Molecule: messenger RNA, 4637 nt
Organism: Anguilla rostrata (American eel)
Lineage: Eukaryota; Metazoa; Chordata; Actinopteri; Anguilliformes; Anguillidae
Gene: pex6
Product: peroxisomal biogenesis factor 6
Exons: 17
Coding region: 45-3314 (1089 amino acids)
Biological process (GO): protein import into peroxisome matrix
Cellular component (GO): cytosol; peroxisomal membrane
Molecular function (GO): ATP hydrolysis activity; ATP binding
Source: RefSeq, a predicted model, not a curated record